AUGCGGCCCAGACCUGCGCUUCUCCUGCUCCUGGGCCUGGGCCUGGGCCUGGGCCUGGGCUUCCGCAGCCCCGCGCCGCCCUUGGCUCCUUCCAAGGCCGGGGCCAACGUCUCCGCCCCUGCCUCUCUGGCAGGCGCCUCAGCCCAGGGCUCUCCACCUGAGGCCAGACCCCGAGACACGCCUUGGGGCAAGGCGGCUGCUCUGCGCUCAGCCCGGGCUGCCCCGAGCCUCACUGGGCUAAGCGGCUACACUCGCCUCACCCUGCGACCACGAGUGGCUCUGGGCCCUGGCGUCACCCUGAGCGGUGGCCGAGGCCUCUGCUUCUCCCACAGCUCCUGGCUGCGGGCACAGUGGCCCUGCCUCCACAUGAGCGUCCUGCUGCGAGCGCCUCGUGCGCGCCGCGCCACGCCCACCCACGUAGACCUGCACCUGUCUGCGCCCCGAGGCCUGCUCUCCCUGCAGUGGCUCACCCCGCGGCGGCGCUCACUCGGGCCUCUGGAAUGGACCUUUCACCUUGGUCUGGUCAGCCCCACCGACGCCCCCUCCGCCUCCGGCUCGUCCCCCAGCUCCUCUCCACCUGUCGGCCGUCUCCCCUCCACGGGCUUCACGGCCCAAAUCGAGUGUCCUACAGAUGGGCCGAGGCCUGUUGUUCUAGAAGCUGUCAAUUCGGACAAUCCCCAAGCCGUGGGGUCUUCCGUGUCCUGUCAGUUAAGAAGGACGGUUUGCAUUAUCAGAAAGAUCAAGAUCAACAGGGAUGCAAACAGUGGUCCCCUGGUGUUCACUAGGAGUACGGACAUUUCCCUCAAUGCCACGAUUGUUUAUGACUGCCCAUCAGCUCUGCAAAAGGAAGUGAACUGGGAGGUCUAUUAUGUGCCGUCCCUCGCGCACCGGCCGAGGUGGCAGAGCCCUCUGCUGGUCCCAAAGCCCCAGUCCGGGCCAAAGCUGGUCCUGGACCUGCAGGCCGGAAUUCUGCCUCUGGGGGUGUAUGUGAUCGCCGUCUUUCUGACCCUGGUAAAACACACUGGGGAGGUGGUGAAUGGCUCAGAUCACACCUACGUCGUGAUCGUGAGGAGUCCCCUGAAGGCGGUUAUCCUUGGGGACCCCAACGUGACGGUGAACUUCAUGGAGCAGCUGGUUCUGAACGGGUCAGCGUCAUCUGACCCGGAUGAUGACUACCCUCUGCGGGGACUCCAGUUUUCUUGGUUCUGUACCACAAACCUGCGGAACUACGUCGGGGAGAAAGUAGAAGUGAUGAGCAAGGACGUGUGCCUGCCGGAGCAGGGUGACCUGAGGUGGGCCGGGGCCUCCGGCCGGGCACUGACGCUGUCUCCACAGACACUUCGGGGCGGCCGGGUGUACUUUUUCAGAAUGGUGAUACAGAAGAGAGACAGAAGGGCCUAUUCCGAUAAAAGGGUCCAUGUGCUCCAGGGGCCAGCGCCUGUGGCUGACAUCGUGUGCACAGAGAACUGUGACGCGGUCUUGGUGAUAUCACACAGGUUUUCUUUGUUUCUCCAAUGCACAAAUUGUGAGGUGCGCCGUGAUGUCUACACGUGGUCGAUUCUGUCCCCUUCGGGGGAGGAAGUGGUGUUUGAUUGGAUGGGGCAAACUUCCACAGACAGGAAUAGCGAUUAUUUGUCUGUCAAAGCGUUUGCUUUUAGAGACUUUGUGGAAGCCCAGUUUUCGCUUUCCUUAGCUCUAGCAGCGUGGAGUGGCGUCAGCUUGGUCCUCAAGUAUCCCUUUAUUAUUAACCACGUGCCUGAAAUUGGAGACUGCAAAAUUAAUCCUGCUAGCGGAAUUGCAUUUUAUACCAAGUUUGUCAUCCAGUGUAGCGACUUUAAGGACCAGAACACCCCUUUGACGUAUAAAAUGAUAGUGUCCGACCUGCAUGGUUUCAGUGAAAUCAGUUCUUUGAAAGAGAACACCUUGGGGCCCAUCCUGCACCUGGGCAGCGAGCCCACGUCCCCCCCUUCCUCCCUCCCCAUGGGUGUGCCGGUCAGCCACUACAGCAUGAAGAUCUUUGUCCAGGUGUACGACUCUCUGGGAGCAUUCUCUCAGGUGACCUUGUAUGCCACCGUCCAAGCUCCUACCGACAGAUACGCACCAGAGACAGUGAUGCGGCACUUGCUCAGUGUCACCAUGGGGCCGGGCUCAGCCUUGUCUACUUUGCUUCAGAAGCAGGACUUUUUGCCCGCAGGCUACCUGAUGUACGUCGUCGCCUCUGUGUUGAAUGGCAUGAAAACCAAAGCUGCCCUGCACACAGUCAAAGUCAGACUCCGGGAGCACCUCCUCAAUGCGUCUUGCACUCUCCCUGUAAGCACUCUGGUGGAGGUCGGCCAGCUGGUCACAGCUGUCGCCAAGUUAACCCAGAAGACGUCUGAAUUCACUAGCGUCACCAAGAAACUUGCCACGGCGAGGAUUUCGCAAGCCAAUCAAGCCUUGCAACAGCAUCAACGGAACAAUAAAGACUUCCAUGCUGAACAAAUAGAAAUCGUGAGCACAGGGAUACUAACCAGCCUGUCCAAUAUCCUGGAAAUGACUACCCGCUACGAAGCCUUUGCCCAUCCUUUCUACGUGAUGCAGUCUCUCGCAGACACGGUCCUGGCCGGGAAAGUGCCGGGAAAUGACACCACCGUGAUGAAGGCCUCGAGCUUCAACGUGUACAUCAGGAAAACGGAAAAGUGGCUGGUCACCAAUGUCUUAGGUGACGAGGAACACAGUCGGAACUGGUUCCGUACCACACUCAAUGUGAGCAGUGCCCCGGGUUUGUCUGCAAACGCGCCCAUUUCUAUGACGUUUUGUGAGUUCGCAGGCGACCCCUUUCCUUGGCUGAAUGACCAGGACAGCAUUUCAGCAGACGUGGUCGGCUUCAGAAUGACAGGGACCACGGCGAGCGGAGACGUGCUAGAGGUCGCACCGGAGGUGGUGGACGUGUACCUAAGCAGAAAAAACUUGAGCUCUGUGGCCUUCCAGCUCACAGUGGGUCCUGACAAUGAGCCAGGCGAGGCGGACGAGGCCUUGAGAAAGACGACAGGGGCAUUCCGUUUCACAGUGGACAGCAGCGCCAUGAAGGAGCUGUUGGUUCAUAUCGUGACGGAAGUGACCGUGCUGUUCACCGUGUCCGUGUAUGCUGGCAGCCAGAUCGCCCCCGCCGCUUUGGUCGCCACCUUCCUGGUGCCCCAUGACAUCCCUCCGGUGGCCAACCAGAGUGGCCUCUUCGACCCGGCCUGUGCAGUGCAGAUGGCACGCGUGGUCUGCCUGCCGCCGUCUUUGCUGCAGGUCGUCGCCCAGCGGUGCCGCUCCUCUGAGAGCUUCCUGGUUGUGGUUCUGCGGGCAUCUCACUUCGUCAUGAAGCCCACAGACAAGCUAGUAAGAAUCUCGCUUUUCAGCGUGCACUGCUUAGACAUGCAUGGGAUCCAGAGUGACUGGAGAGAAGACACCUGUGUCCUCAGAGAGAGGACCACCUGGGACAGAGUGCAUUGUGUUUGUAGGAACACGAGGAGGGUCCGGCGGCAGCUGGACACAGUUAGGCUGGCCAACGUCCACCUGCACAUCCGCUACUUCACAGCCAAGGUGAUUGUGGUCCCCAACCCUGUAGAUCUACGGUUAGAGGUCAUCAAGAAUGUUGGCCAAAACCCCGUGACACUCUUCACGGUCCUCUUCAUCUUGUGCACGUAUGUGGCUCUAGCCUUCUGGGCACUGCACAGGGACGAGACGGACCAGUUCCUUCGGGACCACGUGGUAGUCCUGCCUGAUAACGACCCUUACGACAACAUCUGCUACCUGGUCACUAUUUUUACAGGAAGCCGCUGUGGGUCAGGGACCAGGGCCGAUGUCUUUGUCCAGCUUCAGGGAACAGAGGGCGCCAGCGAUGUGCACUGUUUAAGCCACCCCCACUGUAAAGCCCUGUACCGAGGGAGCAUCAACACCUUCCUGCUAACAACCAGAAGUGACCUGGGGGCCAUCCGGGCCAUCCGGGUGUGGCACAACAAUGAAGGCAAAGCCCCCAGCUGGUAUUUGAGCCGAAUCAAAGUGGAGAAUCUGUUUAACAGGUACAUCUGGCUCUUCAUGUGUCGGGAGUGGCUUUCCAUUGACACCUCCGUGGACAGGACAUUUGAUGUCACCGAGCCCAACACACCUCUGAACAGGGUGGACUUCUUCCUGAUUGACAUGACCAAGCAGCUGGGGAAGGCACACAUGUGGUUCUCCAUCUUCACCGGCGUCGUCGGCAAAGGCUUCAGCCGGCUGCAGAGGCUGUCCUGCUGCCUGGCGAUGCUGCUGGCCUCCCUGCUGUGCAACAUCAUGUUCUUCAACCUCGACGCGGAGGAGGCGGAGGAGCCCGAGGGGGACCGCUACCUGCGGUCGAUGGUCAUAGGGCUGGAGAGCGCUGUGAUCACCCUCCCCGUGCAGGUGGCCAUCACUGGCUUGUUCACCUACUCCCAGAGGCCGCCCCAGGUGAGCCUGGAUGAGGUGUCUCCUCGGAAGUAUCCCACGGUGGGGGCAGAGGAUGGGCACUGGGAGGACCGUCUGAAAUGGUGGCACGCUCAGGAAACCGCCGGGAAGCCUGCCCCCGGGGGCAGUCCCAGGCUCGGGAAGCCUUUUGUCAAGGAGGCCUCGAAAGAGGGGCGCGGGCGUAAGAAAGCAGAAAGAAAGGCCCCCCAGAUGAAUACAAAUGACAACAACAAGAACGAGCACCCUCCGCCCCCCCAGGAGCACCCUCCACCCCCCCAGGAGCACCCUCCGCCCCUCAUCAGGAAGCCCAGGAUGGCACUGCCUCGCUGGUGUGUCUGUGUGGCGUGGCUCUUGGUCUUCGCCACCUCGGGCGUGUCCUCGUUCUUCAUCGUGCUCUAUGGACUGACCUACGGCUACAAAAGGUCGACAGAGUGGCUCUUCGCGUCGUUCUGCUCCUUCUGCCAGUCGAUUUUUGUGGUGCAGCCGUUCAAAAUCGCGUUCCUGUCGGGCGUCCAGUCGAACAGGCCCAAGUACUGUAAGAACCUUCCGUGGGUCAGCAGCUACCACUACACAGACAUCCAGCUGCAGGACCUCAGGCUGCCCCCGGACCAAGUGCAGGAGCGACACGAGCACGUCAUCCACCUCCGGGGCACGAGGAUGUACCAGCCCCUCACGGAGGACGAGGUCAGGAUAUUCCGAAGGAAGAGGCGCACCAAGCGGCGCGCGUGGCUGCUCCUGACCUGCCUCCUCGCCCACUUGAUCUUCCUCGCCCUUCUGCUGAACCUCGCCUCCCUCCUCCGCCACACCGACAGCUUCUACUACAACCAGUACAUUCGCCGUCAGUUCUCUGAGGGUCUUGCUACCGUGACCCAACUGGACGACAUCUAUCAGUGGCUCGACAGGGUGAUGCUGCCUUUGUUCCACAAUGACCUGAACCCGACGUUUCUUCCUGACAGCUCCUCUCAAAUCCUUGGCCUCCCGCUGAUGAGGCAAGUGAGGGCAAAACCUGCUGGAAAGGCCUGCCCGCCUGCCCGAAGCUCUGUGCCAGACAGCAUCAAAGGGGAGAUUCACUGUCACCCCACGUACGGCUCCCAUCCAGAGGACACAGAAAACUACACUCAGUUCUGGAAGAAGAUCGAUAAUCGGACGACAGACAAGAACAGCCAAGGGUUUACCUACAAGCCUCCAGAAAGGAGGUGGGUGUAUUAUUCCCAUGGGCUUCUUCACACCUAUGGGUCCGGGGGGUAUGCUUUCUAUUUUUUCCCAGACCAGCUGCAGUUUAAUUCCACACUGAGGCUCAAGGACCUGCAAAGCAGCCAUUGGCUUGACGAGAACACAUGGGCUGUGAUUCUGGACCUGACCACGUUUAACCCGGAUGUCACCCUGUUCUGCAGCGUCUCGGUCGUGUUCGAGGUCUCCCCGUUAGGCGUGGUGAAUGCCAGCAUGUCGGUGCACUCCUUCUCCCUGGGCGAUGUCAGUAGGGAACCGUCGGCAGAACUUGCCUUGUACGCAGCCAUCCUUGUGUGCUUCUUGGCCCACGUGGUGCACGAGGGGUACACCGCCUGGCGGCAGAGGGCCUCCUACGCGACACAUGCGUGCAACUGGCUCCACCUCGCUCUGGAGUGCACCUUCGCCAUCCUGAUCGCGCUGUUUCUCAGCAAACAGUUCCUGGCCGCUGGCAUCGUUCAGUUCUACUCAUCGGGCUCCGGGAAAUUCGUGCCCUUCCACGCCGUUUCUCAAGCGGACCACGUCAUGGGGGUCGCUUUGGGCUUCCUGCUGUUUCUGACCAUUUUGAAGACCCUCAGGUAUUGCAGAUUCUUUUAUAGCGUGCGCCUGGCUCAGAGGGCCAUCCACACUGCCCUGCCCUCCAUGUGCCACGUGGCACUCAUGCUGUCCCUGUGUUUCUUUGCGUACGUGGCUUUUGGAUGCCUGGUGUUCGGUCAGCAUGAAUGGAACUACAGUCGCUUGCUCCACACCACCCAGACAGUGCUCUCCUACUGCGUUUCAGCUUUUCAGAACGUAGACUUCUCCCAGAACAGGGUCCUCGGGGCCCUGUUCCUCUCCUCAUUUAUACUGCUCGUGGUCUGCAUCCUGGGCAACCUGUUUCGGGUCACGAUCCUAUCUGCCCACGAGGAAAUGACACAGCCCGUGUACGAGGAGCCAUCAGACGAAGUGGAAGCAAUGGCCUAUUUGUGCAGCAAACUCAGGACGGCGUUUGGCUUCCUGUGCUUCCGCCCCAGGGCCCGAGACAAGCCCACAAUCUUCAUGGACAUGCUCUACGGGCGGCCUGAGAAGCACAACCGCCGCUUCCUGGGCCUGAAGACCAGAAACAUUAAGGAGAGAAAGAUGGUGUAUCUCGUCCUGUGA
This is a messenger RNA of Artibeus jamaicensis (Jamaican fruit-eating bat), 6816 nucleotides long. It is a transcript of the gene PKDREJ, whose product is annotated as polycystin family receptor for egg jelly. Gene Ontology annotation, molecular function: calcium channel activity; protein binding. The record is from RefSeq and is a predicted model, not a curated record. Lineage: Eukaryota; Metazoa; Chordata; Mammalia; Chiroptera; Phyllostomidae. The coding region runs from base 1 to 6816 and encodes 2271 amino acids. Gene Ontology annotation, biological process: detection of mechanical stimulus. Gene Ontology annotation, cellular component: membrane. The transcript has 2 exons.